AUGACUUCCACAGAAGAUUCCCAGAAACAUGCUGCUUCGAACGGAGAUACACCCGCACCGACACCGGCGCAGUCGUGGACAUAUCCCACACGAACCUGUCGACUCUGCCUCGAAGAAGUGCCCGCCACAGUGACUCUCUACCCUCCCGGCCUCCCUCCGGCCUUUCAACAUCCCGUCGUCGAGUACAAAAAUGAAGAUGAAUACGGCCGGCUGAUCAAGCCGUGUCAUUGCAGAGGAGGCAUGCGGUACAUACACGAGCUGUGUCUACGGCGGUCCCGGACAGAGGGUGUGCGGCCCGGCUCGCUCUGGAAAUGCCACGAAUGUGGCUAUCAGUUCAACUUCAACAGACUCACGGUUCAGAAAUACCUCGGCAGCAAGACAGCUUCGGGGGCUCUGACGGCAUUGGUCAUGCUACUGUUUGUGUUUCUUCUCGGGUUUAUUGCAGAUCCAAUCCUCAAUCUGUACACCGAUCCCUACGAGACGAUCGUGGGCCACGAGGAUGUCUGGCAGGCGGUUGAUGUCAAUGACUCGAAAGGAAGCCUGUCAGGCUGGGCCCAGCAUUUUAUAAAAGGGCUGGUCUCGAUGGGCGUGCUUAGCUUCUUGAGAACCAUGAUCCUCAACCCUUUCCAAUGGUGGAAUCUUAGAAACACUGGCUUUGUCACCGGCAGAGUAUCUGGGAGAUCUGCUACUGGUCGGGACCGCGCAGUCAACGUCAGCUGGAUUGUGGUGGUGAUGGGAAUCCUGUCGGCAUCGUAUUUUUUCUACCAGUGGGUGCAAACGAUCAUUGGCAAAUCACUCCAACGCAUAGGGAACAACAUCGUUGACACGCAGCUCCCGGGCGAUGAUGACGAUAUCAAACCGCCGCCAGGCUUCAAGUUUGAGAACAGCUCUCCGGACACUGCCAGUUCGGAGGCAAGUCCGCAACAAGAUGACAGUUCCCCAGCAAAUCAGCGCGAGGAAGCAGCUGAAACCAAGGAUGUGGACGCGCCUCGCAUCGCACCAGGUGUCAUGCCUGGGACUUGGGGAUCCAGCGCCUACAGUUCGGCCUUGGAUGAUGCUCAAAGGCAAGGCUGGUCAUUUCGAGGGCUCUAG
Fonsecaea nubica is the source of this 1092-nucleotide messenger RNA. RefSeq lists its product as hypothetical. The record is from RefSeq and is a predicted model, not a curated record. Lineage: Eukaryota; Fungi; Ascomycota; Eurotiomycetes; Chaetothyriales; Herpotrichiellaceae. Bases 1 to 1092 code for a protein of 363 amino acids. The transcript has a single exon. Gene Ontology annotation, molecular function: zinc ion binding.